AUGCUGGUGUUUGAUGAGGUUGAGCAUUUAGAUUGGAUUGCUGUGGUCAGCGAAUCGCCUUAUUAUUGGAGGCGUAGAUGUGUCCCUAAAGAUUACAAGGCCCUCUUUGGUCGAGAAAAGUUUCUUUACUUAGAAACAGAACAUUACAAGAAGUCGAAAGUCGGUUCUCUUUCAGUUGCUGCUCUAUCGUUUCUCUAUCUCCUUUAUCUUUUCCAUGAACACGACAGGUAA
This is a messenger RNA of Prunus armeniaca (apricot), 231 nucleotides long. Lineage: Eukaryota; Viridiplantae; Streptophyta; Magnoliopsida; Rosales; Rosaceae. The record is from the annotation of a GenBank genome assembly.